Molecule: messenger RNA, 3200 nt
Organism: Cyprinus carpio (common carp)
Lineage: Eukaryota; Metazoa; Chordata; Actinopteri; Cypriniformes; Cyprinidae
Gene: stx5a
Product: syntaxin 5A
Biological process (GO): endoplasmic reticulum to Golgi vesicle-mediated transport; intracellular protein transport; vesicle fusion
Cellular component (GO): Golgi membrane; SNARE complex; endomembrane system
Molecular function (GO): SNAP receptor activity; SNARE binding
Source: RefSeq, a predicted model, not a curated record
CACGCUUUCGGAAUGUGGCAGUGCGCGUGCGCAAUCGUGGACGUGGCAGUGACGUUACGCACACCGGAAGUAGUAAGGACUGGAAGUGAAACCCCGACCUCCGUAACAUCGACAAGCCGGGAAUACUGGAAAAAACGACGAAAUGAUACAGUAACCAUGAUGUGCGGAGUCGCUGGAGAACAGUCAGCUCUUCCAAGCUCUUAGUAACAUCUGAAGUCUGAAGUGUUUGCUUUGGCCUCAUAAAGACGCGAGCAGAGAGUUUCACAGCAGCCGGAUUGCUUUAGACUCACUGUCACACAUACACAUCCUGAUAUCGUUUAGGGAAGGAGGUUCUGCAACAUUAUCAUGACGUGUCGGGACCGCACACUUGAGUUCCAGUCGGCUUGUAAGUCACUGCAGGGGAGACAGUUACAGAAUGGGACUCACACUAAACCUGCCAUUAAUGCCCUUAAACAGCGCAGUGACUUCACUCUUAUGGCCAAGAGAAUUGGGAAAGACUUGAGCAACACGUUUGCCAAGCUUGAAAAGCUUACAAUUUUGGCCAAGAGAAAGUCUUUGUUUGAUGAUAAAGCAGUGGAGAUUGAGGAGCUAACGUACAUCAUUAAACAGGACAUCAACAGUCUGAACAAGCAGAUAGCGCAGCUGCAAGACCUCGUACGAUCCCGUAGUGGGCAAAAUGGCCGCCACAUCCAGACACAUUCCAACACAAUUGUUGUCUCCCUGCAGUCCAAGCUGGCAUCAAUGUCAAACGAUUUCAAGUCGGUCCUGGAAGUGAGAACAGAGAAUCUGAAGCAGCAGCGCAGCAGAAGAGAGCAUUUCUCCCAGGCCCCAGUCUCAGCCUCUCCUCUGCUCGCCAAUAACUUCAACAGCUCAGUUCUAAUGCAGGAUGAGUCCAGGAGUCUGGGAGGAGAGGUGGCCAUCGACAUGGACUCUAGAGCAAACCCUCUGCAGCUGCAGCUCAUCGAUGAGCAGGAUUCGUAUAUCCAGAGCCGAGCAGAUACCAUGCAGAACAUUGAGAGCACCAUUGUGGAGUUGGGUUCCAUCUUUCAGCAGCUGGCGCACAUGGUCAAAGAGCAGGAAGAGACGGUUCAGAGGAUCGACGCCAAUGUGGAGGACACCCAGCUGAAUGUGGAAAUGGCCCACACUGAGAUACUGAAGUACUUCCAGUCCGUCUCCUCCAAUCGCUGGCUCAUGAUUAAGAUAUUCCUCGUUCUCAUCAUCUUCUUCAUCAUCUUUGUGGUCUUCCUCGCCUGAGAAGGAACGAGCCUGAGUGUAAGGAGGGAUGAAAACAGAGCCAAAGUGUUUGAAGGAGGGAGGAACAGACUAUGGACUUAUGGGCGUAUGUGCAAAAACACAAGUGGACUGUGCCACAGGGGAUUCUGGCUCCCUGGGGGAGGGCAUGGGGGGGUGGGAUGAUUUUAGUCAGAGUGACUUGAGUCAGAUGUUAAUUCUGUCACUGUCGACUUUCACUCUCUUACACUAGAGGGAGAUGGAGGAUGAUGCUGAUGCUGAUGAAGGUAGAACUGAGAUUUACUGUGUAUUUAAAAAAAGAGAGAUAGGAGGUGUUCCGAUUCACUCUGUUUUCUUUAAGCUUCAUCUACAUCUGCAUUAAUAUUUGAGCCUUCGUUUUUCCCAAGUGGUUUGAUUCUCCAAACUGGUUUUGUUGGUUUUUCUCAGUGUUAUCCAUAAUCAGUGAUAACUUUUUUUUUUUUCUCAGUAAAUUACACCAAAUUACAGAUUCUCCUAUAAAAUACACCUUAUAAUAAUAAUUCUCCCAUUAAUCUUUAUUAAUAUUGUUUAUUAAUAUUGUUAUUGUAUUUAUAUCAAAUACAGGCAAUUAUUUGCCACUUAUGGGUGAAUCUCACAAAGAAAUAUCAGUCAUAUUUUACCCCAAAAAAUUGAUAGGAAUAAUUAUUUAUAAUGAAUAAUAUAAUUAAUUGUAUUUUUUAUAAUUAAUUAUAUUUUAAUACAAAAGUGAUGUGUUUUUGGACCAUUAUGACUAUUUUUAUGAAAACUAAGUUCUCAUAUGUAAUGUGAAAAAAAAAUGCUGUAUAAUAAUGAUGAUUAUUAGGCUAUUUCUUGCAUGAUUUUUUUAAAUGAUUAAUAAUAGUAUAAUUUAAAUUUAGUACAACAAAUGCUACCGUGUUAUAUACUUUAUGAUGUACUUAUAAUAAAUGUAUAAAUGGAAUAUUUUUCUUUCACAUUACAUUCAUGGGAAUUUGAGGGGAAAUUUGCUUAGUUGUCAUUAAAAUAAUACCACAAUGCAAAAAAAUAUAUAUACAAAAUAAAAAUAUCUCGAUGGUCCUAAAAAUAGACAUUUUCUUUUGCGGGUGGGGAAAUAUAAGUCUGAUAUUUUCAGAGCAUUUUCAUGAGAUUCUCCUUUCUUUAAGGCCUUCUGAUUGCAGGCCCUGUAAAUAUGGGGUCUGUAAUAUUAUAUACUGUUUAGAGACUUUCAGUUUCUUUUCUUUUUUCUUUUUUUUUUUUUUUGAGUUUGAUUCUGCCAAAUACACAAGGAGGAGUUACAGGAAGUUGCCUGGUCUAAUGAUUUUGCUUCAUGCAGGAGUAAACAAGGUGCGAAUGAAGACCAGUGUUUUAUACAGUACUAUAGAAUUUAAAAGAUCACACUGCGGUUUAAAGGGCCCAAAGAGACUCCAGAUAGAUCAAAAGCUAUAAACUGCUCAUUCAUUACAUCAAGACAUGUUUUGUUCCAGGCCAGUGCAGAGGAAGUUGCGUGUGUUUGUUGUUCUAGAGCUGAACAUCUGGUGAUGAAACCGAUCGGUACUCUGAGAACUGAACGCUGGAUGCGUUUCCUUCAUUUGUGAGGAGCAGCUUUGGCCUGAUGAACAUAUUGGCCACCUGCACAAAGAACUGAAGAUCAGCUCCUUCAUGCUGUGAUGCUGUGAAUAAUGAAACAGGAGAGGGUACUGGCAGACAUGAUGUCUUCUUUGCUUAGAAGCAGCAUUUUAAGGUCAAACUCUCUAAUUUGGUAAAUCACAGACUUUCUCUCUCCUACACAUGCCACACUAUCUCUAAUCAAACUCAUGAACGAUGUACAGUAUAUUAUUUAAUGAGCACUUUUUAUGAAGACUCCCGUUUCCAGGCUUUUUUUUUAGCUGAAUGGUCUGCAUCUCUUGUAUAAACUUAACACAGUUGUAAUGUAAGGACAAACAGUACAUAUUAAACUACAUCUGAGAAACUGA